Messenger RNA from Erigeron canadensis, 2470 nucleotides. RefSeq names its product inactive protein kinase SELMODRAFT_444075-like. NCBI's taxonomy places the organism in Eukaryota, Viridiplantae, Streptophyta, Magnoliopsida, Asterales, Asteraceae. The transcript is spliced from 11 exons. The coding region runs from base 141 to 2282 and encodes 713 amino acids. The record is from RefSeq and is a predicted model, not a curated record. Gene Ontology annotation, biological process: protein phosphorylation. Gene Ontology annotation, molecular function: protein tyrosine kinase activity; ATP binding.
UUUGUUUUCGAUGACUGGUGGACAAUGCACGAUUCGAAGGUUUGAUUGUCUGUGACAGAAUUAGUAAUGUCAUUUCGGCAUUAAAUCAAAAGUGUGUGGGGAUACUAAAUAGAAGACCUUGUUGUAUUUGGGGCCAAUAGAUGAAGGAAACAUUGAGUAAAGAAGUGAACAUGGGAAAGAUGGAGAAGAUCGUUGUUGCUGUUAAAGCGUCUAAGGAAAUCCCAAAAACCGCUUUGGUUUGGGCCUUGACUCAUGUGGUUCAACCAGGACAUUGUAUUACAUUGCUUGUGGUUAGCCCUGCACAAAGUUCGGGUAGAAAAUUAUGGGGUUUUCCAAGAUUUUCUGGAGACUGUGCUAGUAUACCCAAGAAGUCGAAUUUAGGAACUAGUGCAGAACAGAAAGAUGAUAUUACUGAUACUUGCUCUCAAAUGAUUCUUCAGCUUCAUGAUGUAUAUGAUCCAAAUAAGGUAAACAUGAAGAUAAAAGUUGUAUCUGGAACACAAUGUGGGAUAGUUGCUGCAGAGGCUAAAAAGUUCAAUGCUAGUUGGGUUAUUUUGGACAAAAAGCUUAAAAAUGAACAGAAGUCAUGUAUGGAAGAACUGCAAUGCAACGUUGUCAUAAUGAAGAAAUCGCAACCAAAAGUUCUUAGGCUAAAUUUAGUUGGAUCUCCUAAAAAGGACUCUAAAGCGAAGUCUCCAUUACUAUCCGAGGCAGAAAAAUCAUCUAAGAAACAUGAAAUUAAGAAAGUAAACCAUAAGUCAUCGGUAGUUUCUGCUCAAAAACAGGUUAGCACUCCAACAAGUAGUCCUGAGGUAUUUACUACAACCGAACCUGGAACUUCAUCUGUAUCGAGUUCUGAUCCGGGCACUUCACCGUUUUCUGUCCCUGCAACCGAAGUUUCUGAGAAGAAAGAAUCUUUUACAAGAAAAGAUGAUGAAGAUCUCACCGAAUCAAGUUCGGACUCUGAAAGGGAGAACCUUUCAUCAACUUCCUCUAGCUUGAGAUUUCAACCGUGGGUAGCUGACAUGAUUACUUCAAGUUGUCGAUCUUCGCAAGCUUACACCACAUUAAGUAAAGGGUUUCUUGGAAAGUUCUCUAAACUUGGUCAUGGGUCUGACACGGAGUAUAGUGGGAGUCUUAGAGAAGCAAUAUCGUUGUCACGAAAUGCACCAUCGGGUCCACCUCCUUUAUGCUCAAUAUGCUUACACAAAGCACCCAUAGUUGGAAAACCGCCUAGGUGGUUCACCUUUUCUGAACUGGAGCUUGCUACUGGUGGAUUCUCGAAAGCUAAUUUUUUGGCAGAAGGAGGUUUUGGGUCGGUACACAGAGGGGUACUUCCUGAUGGGCAGGCAGUUGCUGUCAAACAACAUAAACUGGCAAGUUCUCAAGGUGAUCAGGAAUUUUGCUCUGAAGUUGAGGUGCUAAGCUGUGCUCAGCAUCGAAAUGUUGUUAUGUUGAUUGGAUUUUGUAUUGAAGAUGGAAGGAGGUUGUUGGUUUAUGAAUACAUAUGCAACAAAUCAUUGGAUUUUCAUCUUUAUGGACGUCAUCAAGUUCCGUUAGAGUGGUCUGCGCGCCAAAAAAUUGCUGUUGGUGCUGCUCGAGGACUACGAUAUCUUCAUGAAGAAUGCAGAGUUGGUUGCAUUGUGCAUCGUGAUGUGCGGCCAAACAACAUCCUUGUAACUCAUGAUUUUGAACCUAUGGUUGGGGAUUUUGGGCUAGCGAGGUGGCAGCCUGAUGGAGAAACAGGCGAAUCAACUCGAGUGAUUGGAACAUUUGGAUAUCUAGCUCCGGAAUAUGCCGAAAGUGGGCAGAUCACUGAAAAGGCUGAUGUAUAUUCGUUUGGGGUUGUGUUGGUGGAGCUUGUUUCUGGACGAAAAGCAGUGGAUCUUAACCGGCCUAGGGGACAACAAUGCCUCACUGAAUGGGCGCGCCCAUUGUUGGAAGAAGAUGCCAUUGAUGAGUUAAUUGACCCACGGCUAGGAAAUUGUUAUUCAGAAGAUGAGGUUCAUUGUAUGUUGCAAGCUGCGUCUCUAUGCAUUAAAAGGGACCCUCACUUACGGCCUCGCAUGUCACAGGUGCUACGCAUACUCGAGGGUGACUUCAUCAUGGAAUCAAGUUAUGUAUCGUCACCAAGGUGUGAGGUGAGUAACCGAAGUGAUAGGAGCUGGAGUGAUCAGCCACAAUACAACAGUUCUCCUUUAAGUAAGCCCUUGGAAAGAUUCAGCGGCAAGCAUUCAAUGGACUCGAGCAUGCCAUCUUGUUGGAAAACAGAAAGAACUUGAUGUAAGAAUGUAUCCUAUCGAUGUUAUCUAUAGUUUUUAGGAUAUAUUUUUGGCAGAUGCAUUUCCUUCAGAGGAAGGCAAUCAAAUUUAUAUUAGAAGUUUUUGAUAUGAUCUACUGUUAGUGUAGUACUAUAUUAUCACAAUCUUAAAAGGUUGAUACUAGCUAGUAAAGAUCCAUAUGCUGGUCA